UUUAGUUCCCUAUUCGUCACAGAAGCGCCAUCAACUCAAAAAAAUAGUUUCAUUUCGUGCCCCAAGUUUUCUGAAAAUGCGUCCAAAAUCCACCGUAAAAUGAACGUGAAAAUCUACCUUUCGUCCAAGCUGGUGGAGCAGUGCACCUUCUGCCAGCUAUUCGGCUUGAUCGAGGUGCAACGGGACGAGAUUCGAUUCGUGGUGCUAGAUAGCCGCCUGCUCCCGGGUACGUAUCUGAUCGGCGAGAUUUGCAGUGAGUCGGACUACCACCGCCAACAGCACCUGCAGGAUGUCGUGGACACAUCCGGUACCGCCACCCUCCACGAGGAAAAUUUCCUGCGGUUGUCCAUAUCGGACCGAGGCCGAAUCAAACACGUCGCCACCAAAGUCAAAGGGGUGACCAUCGAAACCCUGAACAAGGUGCUGAUCAUCUACGACGAGCAGGGGUUCGCAAAUUUGGCCGAGAACCGGCAGCAGCUGUUGCAGCCGGACGAGAACGAUAACGACCUGCUGCAUCUGGCGCGAUUGAUCAAAUCGUCCAAGCCGCUCAGGAACUCGGCCCUGAAGGAUCUAUUCGGAUAUGCGAUGGAUUGUCGGUUGGCCAGGGUGCUGGAGGUCUUGAUGAGGCCAGUUCUGGCAGUGUUAAGGGUUUUCCUUCGGAAGACGGCGUUGUUCUACCAUUUUUCCGAGUGGUACACCAGUAUUCGGAACAAGGGCAGCGAAGGUGCCAAAUGGGCUCUCCUAUUCGAUAUAGGCCUCGGAGUUGCUGUCCUGUCGUUGGUCUUGUACUUCGGAAAUCCAGGAGUAUAUUUUAUGCACUAUGCUGGGCUGGUGGUGCACUACCUGCGUGAACUGCUACAAACUCUCCGCGGAAGCCCCAUCGGCCUGAAACUGAACGCUCCGCUCAAUGAUUUCUUCCUGAGCUGCUUCCUGUACCAGGUCAACCUCUGGUGGUCGUUCCUGAUCAUCGUCUCACCGGCCAUCCGGUUUCUGUUCCUUCCGCUGUCGAUCCUCGGUCUGCUGGGACUUUCCUUCCAGCUGGCCAUGCUGUCCGACUUGAUCAUACUAAUCAGCCUGCACGCGCACUGCUUCUACAUCUACGCGGCCGUUUUGUAUCGAAUCGAAAUCGGUGGCAUACGGGCCCUGUGCCGGAUUGUCCUGGGCAAGAAGAAGAACGUGCUUCGCGAUCGGGUCGAGUCGCAUGAGUACAUGAACCGGCAGCUAUUCCUGGCCACAUUGACCUUCGCGGUGCUGCUGUUCUUGCUGCCGACCAUCCUGGUGUACUACGUGGUCUUCGCUAUGCUCCGGUUCGCGAUCUACUGCGCGUCGUUUACGUUGAUGACGAUCCGCCGAACGAUCCUGCAGUUCCCGUUCGACGGAAUGAUCCGUUGGCUGCGCGGAGUCUACACCAGCCUGGAGAGCAUGGAGAUCUAUAACAUUGGUGCGCAAGCCCGGGAGAACAUCACCAUAAUCUACAUCGCACCGCGAUCGAGUUCCAGCUUCUGGAGCGGAGUAAGCUGGAGUAGCGACGAAGAAGCGGCACCUUUCGAUGAUGGAGGUGCUGCUAAGAAAGGACGUUCGCCGGUGGCGAUGCGAUCGAUCUCGAUAGGGCAGUUUUUCUGUAGUCUGGUUCGCGGAGAGAUGGUACCGUUCAUCCAGCCGGAUGAGAGCGUCCACCUGAAGGUGGAAUAAAAUGCUAGUCAGUGCAAAACAAAUGGGCUAAGGUGUAUCUUUAGUAGAUUUUGAUGAAGAGUCCUUGAUCUGGAAGAUCUUCACCGAA
Molecule: messenger RNA, 1780 nt
Organism: Aedes albopictus (Asian tiger mosquito)
Lineage: Eukaryota; Metazoa; Arthropoda; Insecta; Diptera; Culicidae
Gene: PIG-Q
Exons: 5
Coding region: 100-1692 (530 amino acids)
Biological process (GO): GPI anchor biosynthetic process
Cellular component (GO): membrane; endoplasmic reticulum
Source: RefSeq, a predicted model, not a curated record